Molecule: messenger RNA, 1835 nt
Organism: Sorex araneus (European shrew)
Lineage: Eukaryota; Metazoa; Chordata; Mammalia; Eulipotyphla; Soricidae
Gene: SLC25A38
Product: solute carrier family 25 member 38
Exons: 7
Coding region: 335-1366 (343 amino acids)
Biological process (GO): glycine import into mitochondrion
Cellular component (GO): mitochondrion; mitochondrial inner membrane
Molecular function (GO): glycine transmembrane transporter activity
Source: RefSeq, a predicted model, not a curated record
CCUCCGACGUUCUCCACCCCGGAUACGGCCCCCGGCAGCUCGGGGCUUCAGGCUGCUCCCCGGCAGGAUGGGCUGCAGGGAUGAGGCGCCGCGGCGUGCACGGAGCGAGUGAAGGGCCGCGAGUCGUCGUCCCCGGGUGCGGGAACGUCCAGCUCGGCGGGGCCCCGCACGGGCGGUGGACACGUAGCCCCAGGUCCGCAGCGGGCGCGGACGGCGGAGAGCCCUGCCCGGGAGCGCGUGGCGAGUCUCCAGCCCCCCAAGUAGCCUGCAGCUCCAAGGUCGCCCCCUGACACCACACCCCUCCCCGACUCGUGCACUGGCGGGCUCCUCUCCAAUGAUUCAGAAGGCGCACCCGGCACUGCUGCAGCCGCAAGAUGUUGGGGACCACGUGGAAACGCUCGUGGUAAACUGCGGGGAAGGGGAAGCCCCAGAACCUCCGGCUGGGACAGGGGACUUCGAGACAAGUCCAGGGGUUGCCCUCGGGGGAAACUUGCCCGCAUCCUGGACCCGUGCGGAACCGCUGCAUCCGGUGAUCAAAGCUUUCCUCUGUGGCUCCAUCAGUGGCACGUGCUCGACGCUCCUCUUCCAACCUCUGGAUCUCCUCAAAACACGCCUGCAGACCGCACAGCCCCCGGCCGAUGGAUCCAGACGUGUUGGCAUGUUGGCUCUGCUCUUGAAGGUGGUUCGCACGGAGAGUCUCUGGGGCCUUUGGAGGGGGAUGUCGCCUUCCAUCGUGAGGUGUGUGCCCGGCGUGGGCAUCUACUUCGGCACCCUCUACUCUUCCAAGCAGUACCUCCUCCGCGGCCACCCCCCCACUGCCCUGGAGUCGGUCAUGCUGGGGAUGGGCUCUCGCUCCGUCGCGGGGAUCUGCAUGUCGCCCAUCACAGUGAUCAAAACACGGUACGAGAGCGGGAGAUAUGGCUACGGGAGCAUCUACGCGGCCCUGAGGAGCAUCUAUCGCACCGAGGGCCACCGGGGCCUUUUCAGCGGCCUCACGGCCACACUCCUCCGUGACGCUCCCUUUUCUGGAAUCUACCUGAUGUUUUACAACCAGACCAAAAACAUUGUGCCCCACGACCAGUUGGAUACAACCCUUAUUCCUGUUGUGAAUUUCAGCUGCGGGAUAGUUGCUGGUAUUCUGGCCUCCCUGGUGACUCAGCCUGCAGAUGUCAUUAAAACGCAUAUGCAGCUCUCUCCAGGGAAAUUUCGGUGGAUCGGGCAGGCAGUGAUGCUCAUUUUCAAAGACUAUGGGCUUCGUGGCUUCUUCCAGGGCGGUGUCCCCCGGGCCCUCCGCAGAACUCUGAUGGCAGCCAUGGCCUGGACAGUAUACGAAUCGAUGAUGGCCAAGAUGGGCCUCAAGUCCUGAGCCAGAAGGGGGCCAGGCGAGGAUGGAAUCCUUAGCCCUGCUUGACGUCGCAUCCCCGUGCAGGAGUAAGACAGAGCCCUGUCUGGAGAACCGGGCACUUAGGUGACCUUCAGUGACCCAGUUCAAGUAGCGAAUAGAUGGGUCUGAGUCAGGCCUUUGGAAUCUCCCCAAGGCUCAUGUAAACACGCAGCACGUUGGGGAGUUGGGAGUGCAGCAAGGCUGCCCGAUGGGCAUUUCCAGAGGGAGCACUGCCAGGCGACUCUGCCUACCGCCCCAUGGCUUCCUGCCACCCCUUCUUGGGCCAGGAAAUCUCGAACCCAAGGAAGCUGUAACAGAGACGCUUCCUUCCGGAGGGGCUGGAGCAUCAGAGAGAGGAGUCGCUGUUACCAGGCCAAGUCUGGUGUUAGGGGGAGAAAGAAGCAAGGGUGUUAUUUCAUUGGCUCUUAAUAAACUCCGACGAUUUGGCAAA